Molecule: messenger RNA, 483 nt
Organism: Didymodactylos carnosus
Lineage: Eukaryota; Metazoa; Rotifera; Eurotatoria; Philodinida; Philodinidae
Source: the annotation of a GenBank genome assembly
AUGUCCGGACCUUCAAAUCCUACUGCAUCUACCGGUGCAAGUACUGGCGGUCAUGCAGCAACCGCUGUCUCUGGCGACUCUUCACAUCACCAUCAUCAGCAUCCUGAUGUGCAUCCGUAUGGUGUCAAUUUUCGAAUAAUAGAUUGGCGUACGCAGAAAGUCGAUGGAAUACCCGAAUUAGAAAAAUUACGUACAAUGUUAGCCGCACGCGGUUUAAAAGAUCCAUGGAUUCGUAACUUAGUAUGGCGUUAUGAUAGAAAAGCUGGCUUUUGGCCAAUAUGGCGUCGAAUGAGUAGAACAGUACUGAUUGGAUUACCCUAUGCUGUUGUAGCAACAAUCUCAACACUUUUAACGGAAAAAGCAAUUGCACAGUACUACCCACCCAAACAUUUUCAUAUACAUUUAUACAAUCCAACCAAACCACAUGAUGAUAACGACCAUCACACCGAUAAUCAUUCGUCGGAAAAUCAUUCUCAUCAUUAG